AUGACAGAGCGAGAACAUAGGAGUGCUAAGCGUAAAUGGAAAACUGCAAAUAAGAAACGUCGAGAACGACAAAAAACUGCUCUACAAAUUAGGGACAUUACACCGACGUCGAGCCAGCGGUCAGGAACUCCAGUUUUACCGAGGCCUAGAGGCCGAAAACAAAUUCGAAGAGAUAGAUCUGCAAUCUCUGAUGACGAGUUCUUAGCCAGCUAUAGCCAACCAUCAGUUUCUAAUAUAAAAGAAAGGCAAUUAAUUGAAAAGGAAAAUAUUCAUCCUACAAAGAUAUCAGACGGUGUCCAUGUCUUAGUAAAAGUGUCUUCUGCUAAAGACAAACAUUACACUUAUCUAGGUGUUGCUAAAAGUGAAGUUGAUGAAGAAGGAGACGUCAAAAUUAUGUUUUAUAAGACAGUAGAUAAAACUGGUAAAAGGUUCAAAGCAGUAGAUACUGAUAUUUCUUACGAACCUUACGAUAACAUCUUAGAAAUUGUUCCUAAUCCUAAAAUUGUCGUAAAAGCGGUCCCCGCGCUCUCGUACUUAGAUUUAAGCUUAGCGGCGGUCGCCUUCGCGUCAGACCUGACAGUGUCUGUAGCGGACAGGGUCGAAGUUGUCCUAAAGGAUAGCGUAGUUGAAAAUGUAGAGGAGAACGAUGAGCCAAGACCUAAGCCUAAUGUGGUACGGUACCGGCGACGAUACAUUUUUACAGACGUGUGUACGCGACGGGAACACGCACGAGACUGGGAAAGCUGCGUAGGCGCCGCAGCAGGCGGACAACCCGGAAAAGCGGCCACGAUUUAUUAUAGCACAGGAAGAAAGCCACACCACCGACCACCACUUAUUAAAACACCAGCUCUAUUCUAA
Diatraea saccharalis (sugarcane borer) is the source of this 858-nucleotide messenger RNA. Lineage: Eukaryota; Metazoa; Arthropoda; Insecta; Lepidoptera; Crambidae. The record is from the annotation of a GenBank genome assembly.